AUGCUGAAAUCAAAGUCAGUGAUCUGCUUGGUGGCAAUUGGAGCCACCAACAAAGCGGCACAGGCACUGAACAACUGGUUGGAUACCUUCGGCUCCGACCUGAGGUGUGGGAAGCCAUUCUACCCCAUAGCGGAACCAAGGCGGUCUUCUUCACAAAAGUCGGGGACCGUUCUGGUGACUCACCUCACUGGGUGCGAGGCGAAAAGACUGAGGCCAAAGAGAGCUACUUCCGUAGGGUGCUGGCACUUCAGAAAAACCGCAAGCAGCCCAUACUCUACCGUGCCGGAGGAGGCAAUGACCUUGGGUUUGCACACCAGCCUGGGGACACUAAGGAAGAAAGACCGAAAUGCCUCUCUGUCCAAGGGGCCCCGAAACAAUGGGAUGAACAUGAUUUGA
Effrenium voratum is the source of this 396-nucleotide messenger RNA. Lineage: Eukaryota; Dinophyceae; Suessiales; Symbiodiniaceae. The record is from the annotation of a GenBank genome assembly.